AAAACACGAAACAGACCGAAGGAAUUUAUAUGCAGAGCAACAAUUAUAAAAGAGAAUUUAAUUCUUACCGCAGCGCACUGCGUUUACGACGAAGUGAAUCGAAGAACACAGAACCUACAUAAAUAUUAUGUAGUUACGGGAUACAUGUUUUAUGUUAGCUAUGAUUCUGUUCCGCACAACAAGCAAUUCGUUACAAAGUCAAACAAAGUCAACAAAAGUAAAAAACACAUUAAUAAAAGAUAUUUGGGAUUGAAAGGAAAUUUGACUGCGGACAUUGCAAUUUCGGAAAUUGAAACGCCUUUUGUAUUCUCAGAUUUCUUAUUACUGAUCUGUUUAGACGAUACUUUCAUUGAUAAUGCAUUAGAAAAAAACGAAGAAUUUGAUAGAGGCGUUUCUGGACAAGAUCGUUUGUAUUUACAACACGCAUCAUUUCCUUAUGUUCCGCUCAAUCAAUGAAAAUCUUCAGAUAAUUCCAUUAAAUCUGAUUGGUACAAAACAAUGGAUAAAUUUCGGGCUUGCUAUAGGAACGGUCAAAAGCAAAUCAAAAUCGAUUUAAAAAAUUUAACAUUUAUGUAAUUAUUAUUUAACAAUUAAUUCCUGUAUUCUAGGACUGUAUACAGGUGAAGGUGUCGUCGGAAGUGGACUGGUUUUUAAAAGUAACGAUUUGUGGUUUCUAAGAGGUAUUUUUAGUAUCUGUUUAAAUGCAAUACAGAUG
Messenger RNA from Polistes dominula (European paper wasp), 715 nucleotides. Its product is annotated as prothrombin-like. NCBI's taxonomy places the organism in Eukaryota, Metazoa, Arthropoda, Insecta, Hymenoptera, Vespidae. The record is from RefSeq and is a predicted model, not a curated record.